UAGGAAUGGUUAGGAACAUGUUGGCGGCAGAUUGCAGGUUAACGAAUACAUAACACUGCCAGAAAACAAUAACUUUAGCAAGUCAAAUAAAAAUGAAUUUAGAAUUAUUAGAAUCGUUUGGACAGAAUUAUCCAGAGGAAUUUGAUGGUACAUUAGACUGUAUAUCAUUAGCGGUAACUUGUACCUUCAACAAGAGGGGAACUCUUCUUGCUGUUGGGUGUAACGAUGGUAGAAUUGUCAUUUGGGAUUUUUUAACACGAGGUGUUGCAAAAAUCAUUAGUGCACAUGUACAUCCAGUAUGCUCAUUAAGUUGGUCUAGGAAUGGGCAUAAAUUAUUAAGUGCCUCUACAGACAAUAAUGUUUGCAUAUGGGAUGUUUUAUCAGGGGAAUGUGAUCAAAAAUACAGAUUUCCUUCACCUAUAUUAAAAGUACAAUUUCAUCCAAGAAAUCUUAACAAAUUCUUAGUAUGUCCAAUGAGACAUGCAGCAGUAAUGGUUGAUGUUGAGGGUUCACAUAGAGUUAUACCUCUUGAUGAUGAUAGUGAUUUAAAUAUAGUAGCAUCUUUUGAUCGACGUGGAGAUUAUGUAUAUACUGGAAAUGCUCGUGGUAGAAUUCUAGUCCUUGAUGCAGAAUCUCUAACUGUAAAAGCAUCAUAUAAAAUAUCACAAGGCACUGCAAGUAAUACAGCUGUAAAAAGUAUUGAAUUUGCAAGGCGAGGUUCCUGUUUUUUAGUAAAUACAUCAGAUAGAGUAAUUCGAGUGUACGAUAGUACAGAAGUAUUAGCAUGUGGUAAAGAUGGUGAACCUGAACCAAUACAAAAAUUACAAGACCUUGUGAACAAAACUAUGUGGAAAAAAUGUUGCUUUUCUGGAGAUGGAGAGUAUGUAUGUGCUGGAUCCGCAAGACAACAUGCUUUAUAUGUGUGGGAGAAGAGUAUUGGAAAUCUAGUAAAAAUUUUACAUGGAACUAAGGGAGAAUUAUUACUUGAUGUUGUGUGGCAUCCUGUGAGACCAAUUAUUGCUUCUAUAUCAUCUGGUGUAGUUUCUAUUUGGGCACAAAAUCAAGUUGAGAAUUGGUCUGCAUUUGCGCCAGAUUUUAAGGAAUUGGAUGAAAAUGUUGAGUAUGAAGAAAGGGAGAGUGAAUUUGAUUUGAGCGAUGAAGAUAAGUCUGUAGUCCAAGGUGAAGAAGCCCAGGAUGAAGAGAUUGAAGUAGAUGUUGCAUCUAUUGAUAGAGUUGCUGCUUUUUGUAGCUCUGAUGAGGAAAUGGAAGAUAUUGGUUCACUGCAAUUUUUACCAAUAUCACCAGAUGUAGAAGAUUCAGAAGAUAAUCAAACAACGCCUCAUGAACCACCUAUGAAAAAGCAUCGUUCUCAUGAUAUUAAUUUGCAGGGAGCACCUGUAGAUGAAACUCAUCCAUUAUUGAAUAAAGGAAAAGAUAAACCAACAACUAAAAAAGGAAGGCCACGAUUGGAGCACAGAAAGGGGAAAUAAUUCAGAAUGUAUUCUUUGUACAUUCUUAGU
Messenger RNA from Dufourea novaeangliae, 1520 nucleotides. It is a transcript of the gene Rbbp5, whose product is annotated as retinoblastoma-binding protein 5 homolog. NCBI's taxonomy places the organism in Eukaryota, Metazoa, Arthropoda, Insecta, Hymenoptera, Halictidae. Gene Ontology annotation, molecular function: protein binding. The record is from RefSeq and is a predicted model, not a curated record. Gene Ontology annotation, cellular component: Set1C/COMPASS complex. The transcript is spliced from 7 exons. The coding region runs from base 93 to 1490 and encodes 465 amino acids.